Messenger RNA from Arabis nemorensis, 228 nucleotides. The record is from the annotation of a GenBank genome assembly. NCBI's taxonomy places the organism in Eukaryota, Viridiplantae, Streptophyta, Magnoliopsida, Brassicales, Brassicaceae.
AUGAGAGAUUCUGUGGAGAAACUGGAGAAAGUGAGGCUGCAAUAUCGUAAUGGAGAUUGUCGUACAAGUACAUCUCGUCGUUCUAUUACCACAGAUGUUAUCCCAAUCGCUAUUCGAUUAGCUAGAGGUGAAAGGAUCGCGCUUGCUCCUGCGGUUCUAGCGGGUAUAUACAGCGAUUUGGAUCGAAUCCGUGAUUUAGCAGUAGAGGAAUGUGAUAAAAAAAGUUAA